Messenger RNA from Phlebotomus papatasi, 1217 nucleotides. RefSeq lists its product as uncharacterized. The transcript has 5 exons. The record is from RefSeq and is a predicted model, not a curated record. NCBI's taxonomy places the organism in Eukaryota, Metazoa, Arthropoda, Insecta, Diptera, Psychodidae. Gene Ontology annotation, molecular function: sequence-specific DNA binding. The coding region runs from base 1 to 690 and encodes 229 amino acids.
AUGUCGCAUGGACCAGACGAGACAGUGCGGGAAACUUCGAAUGACGCUGUUUUCUACUUUUUAUGUAAUUUUAGUUUUCCUCUGGACCCCAAGAGGCGUCAAGAAUGGAUACGCCACAUCCAGGACGGUAAUGGGCAGCAUCUGGACGAGACAACAGUGAACGAUAAAAGAAUCUGUGGAAGACACUUCGAGAAAGAUGACUUUCUUCCCGGUGGCGUCAGGAAGUUCCUGAAGAACACCGCUAUUCCCCGGAAUUUUCCUGAGAACCAGUCCCCCAAUCCCCAGUCAAUAAGCAAGAAACCAUGUGAAUUUGACGUUGAUGAUGAAGGAAAUUACAGGGAAACCUAUGAGGCAGUUGAAGGUGUCCGGGAAGUCCGGAUUUAUAUCGAUAAUUGCAAUCGAUGUGAAUCCCACAAGAUUAAGAAUCAACGGCUUAAGAAGAGACUGGAAAAUGCGAUUCGCAAGAAAAACCGUCUUGAUUCUGCAAACAGGCGUCUCAAAAAGAAGUUAGAGAGUGUCUACAAAGCCGCUUACCCCGACAAUAAGACACCCACGGAGAUCCUUGGGACCUCGAAAAUUGUACAUAUUGUUUUGCUGUGGAAAUUGUAUAUACAUCACUGUAUCAUCUAUACAUACCUAUAUGUUGUAUGUAUAACGUCAGAUUGGGGAAAGACAUCUACAAAACCUUAAGAUUGUUGGGCGAAGGAAAAAAAUCUGGCAAAUAUCCACCAGGUUUACGAGCAUUUGCCCUUUCGUUGCACUUUUAUAGUCCACGGGCUUAUGAGUUUGUAAAGGAGCAACUUGGUACACUUCCGACAGCAAGAACUAUGCGUGGAUGGUAUAACAAAAUUAAAACUGAGCCAGGGAUGUCUACAGCUGCUCUUGAAGCAUUAAAAUCAAAAGUUCGUCAAGAGAAAGCUUCUGGGAAGAAUAAGAUUUUUGCUGCCUUGAUGAUGGAUGAGAUGGCUAUUCGACCAUCGAUGUGCUGGGAUCCUAAAUCAAAACAAUAUUUGGCAUUCGAAGAUUAUGGCGUGCCAAAUCUUUGUCAAACGAAACGAAAGGCCAAGGAAGCCCUUGUUGUUUUGAUAAAUGCUGUAAAUGGAAGAUGGAAGAUCCCAGUCGCAUACUUCCUGACUGCUGGAAUGACCGGAAAAGCGAAAGCUGAGUUGGUACUCGAAAUAUUACGCUUUCUUAACGAAGUCGAUGAUAUGAGAAUA